UCUCUUUCAACAGAGAAGUUUCCUCCUUUAUAUUGCUAGGACUUUUCCUUUCCAUGCUGUCAUAUUCACUCCCUUAGCUAGCCACGAGUCACUGAGACAAGGCCAAAACAAUUCAUGGAAUCAAGGUACCUCCUGCGCUUACUCCUCUUCGCCGGCGUAUGCCUUCUCUUCCUUCUCACGUGGUUUCACAUUCCCUACGCUCCGUCGUCUGCCACCGAAUACCUCGACUGUAACACCUACUCUCCUUGGUGCACCUCCAAGAACCGACUCUUUUCCAAGCAAACCAACAAAACUUCUCUCGUCAACAAUCCCAUUAAUCCCACGCGCCGCCGGGACCACGCUUCCGAAACUCCACAUCAUCCACUAGACCCACUCACCGUCCAGGAGAUUAACAAGGUCCGCCGCCUCUUGUCCUCUCACGCGCUCUUCAACUCUGCCAAGUCCCACGCGUUCCACUCCAUAGUACUGGAGGAACCCGAGAAGGAUCUGGUCCUCAAAUGGCGAAAAGGGGAUCCACUCCUUCCCAGAAAGGCCUCCGUCAUCGCACGUGUGGACGGCGUCUCGCACGUGCUGACGGUUGACCUGAGUACUGGAGAAGUCGUGUCGCAGGACUCUGUUCCUCACUCCGGUUACCCCAGCAUGACCAUAGAGGAUAUGAAUUCAGCGACGUGGGCCCCGCUGGCUAGUGCGGAGUUCAACCGUACGGUAGUUUCCCGCGGGGUGGAUCUAGCGGAUCUUGCAUGCCUGCCAAUCUCGCUGGGCUGGUUCGGCGUGAAGGAAGAAAACCGUCGGUUGAUUAAGGUGCAGUGCUACUCCAUGAAGGACACUGCAAAUUUUUACAUGAGACCAAUCGAAGGCUUGACUGUGCUCGUUGACUUAGACACCAAAGAAGUUCUGGACAUAUCAGAUACGGGCAAGGGUAUACCCAUACCCAAGGCCGUCAAUACGGACUACCGUUACGACACCGUCGGGGAGCACAAUCGAGAUAUGAACCUUCUCAACCCGAUAUCCAUCGAGCAACCGAAAGGUCCGAGUUUCGUCAUAGAAGACGGACAUACAGUCAAAUGGGCGACCUGGGAAUUUCACCUGAAACCCGACGCAAGAGCUGGUAUUGUAAUAUCUCGGGCCAAGGUUCGGGACCCGGACAGCGGGAAGAUGAGGGAUGUCAUGUACAAGGGGUUUACAUCCGAAUUAUUUGUUCCUUAUAUGGACCCGACGGACGCCUGGUACUUCAAGACGUACAUGGAUGCAGGGGAAUACGGAUUCGGGUUGCAAGCUAUGCCGCUUGACCCGCUUAACGACUGUCCGAGAAACGCCCAAUACAUGGACGGUGUUUUCGUGGCCGCCGACGGGACUCCCUACGUCCGUUCCAACAUGGUUUGCGUGUUUGAGCGUUACGCCGGGGAUAUUGGAUGGCGGCACACGGAGAGUCCGAUCACGGGUUUGCCGAUAAGGGAAGUGAGGCCAAAGGUGACACUGGUUGUAAGGAUGGCAGCAUCAGUUGCAAAUUAUGAUUAUAUUGUUGAUUGGGAAUUCCAAACUGAUGGACUAAUUAGGGUUAAGGUGGGACUUAGUGGUAUUUUAAUGGUGAAAGGGACUCGCUAUGAGAAGAUGAGCCAAGUGUUUGGGGGCCAAGAAAAUGAUCUCUACGGCACGUUAUUAUCUGAAAAUGUAGUGGGAGUGAUCCAUGAUCAUUACAUCACAUUCUACCUUGACAUGGACAUCGACGGCUCAGAUAAUUCCUUUCUCAAAGUUAAUAUCCGACGGCAAGAAACCUCACCAGGGGAAUCACCCAGAAGAAGUUACCUCAAGGCCGUAAAAAAUCUGGCCAAGACAGAGAAAGAAGCACAGAUAAAACUGAAACUCUACGACCCGGCAGAGUUCCAUAUGAUCAACCCAGGUAAAACCACUAGAGUCGGCAACCCGGUCGGGUACAAGGUUGUUCCUGCAGGUACUGCUGCUGGCUUGCUUGAUCUUGAUGACCCACCACAGAAAAGAGGUGCUUUUACAAAUAACCAAAUAUGGGUCACUCCAUAUAAUCGGAGCGAGCAAUGGGCAGGUGGGUUGUUUGUUUAUCAGAGCAAAGGUGAUGAUACUCUGGCAGUGUGGUCCGAUAGGGACAGAGAGAUAGAGAAUAGAGAUAUUGUGUUGUGGUACACGCUGGGAUUUCAUCAUAUACCAUGCCAGGAAGAUUUUCCGAUCAUGCCAACGGUGACAUCAAGCUUCGAUUUAAAGCCUGUUAAUUUCUUUGAGAGCAAUCCCAUUCUUCGGAUACCACCGAACUUUGAGAAAGAUCUACCUGUUUGCAGGCCUGCUGGUUCAUCUUGAUCAAAUCUCUUGUAAAAAUCUGCUUACACGUGAAGCACCGGUCGUAUUAUUAUAUAUAAUAAUAUACUGCAUAUCUAAGUUUCUCUUCUCCUUUCACCGUAAGCUGGGGUGGGUUAAUUAAUUACCAUUCACGUGUCAUGCUCAAAAAAUUGAAUUAAGAAUUCCCAGUUGGAUUUCUUAACAAUUGGUUCUGAGUUCUGAUGUAUAUUAAUAUUUCACCACAAAUUACGAGCUACCUACCAACAUA
Messenger RNA from Carica papaya (papaya), 2575 nucleotides. RefSeq names its product amine oxidase [copper-containing] gamma 2-like. Lineage: Eukaryota; Viridiplantae; Streptophyta; Magnoliopsida; Brassicales; Caricaceae. The record is from RefSeq and is a predicted model, not a curated record. Gene Ontology annotation, molecular function: primary methylamine oxidase activity; copper ion binding; quinone binding. Gene Ontology annotation, biological process: amine metabolic process.